Molecule: messenger RNA, 3061 nt
Organism: Octopus sinensis (East Asian common octopus)
Lineage: Eukaryota; Metazoa; Mollusca; Cephalopoda; Octopoda; Octopodidae
Product: glutamate--cysteine ligase catalytic subunit
Exons: 16
Coding region: 366-2315 (649 amino acids)
Biological process (GO): glutathione biosynthetic process
Cellular component (GO): glutamate-cysteine ligase complex
Molecular function (GO): glutamate-cysteine ligase activity
Source: RefSeq, a predicted model, not a curated record
GCAAUAGGGAGUUGUCAAAAACUCGAAUGUGUUUAGUUGUUUACACUCGUCUUCUCUCCCCCCGUUCCUUUCAAUGAUUGAACUCUUUUUAAUAGAAGUAAAGAGGAAUUCAAUUCACAUUUCAGCUCUCUAUUUACUAAAGUGUUGUACCCGCUCCAGAUAAACUCCCACCAUUCAUUGCCAAGCAAGUUUAAUAGAAGCCUUUAUUCAAAGAGCAAACCUAAAAAAAAAACAAAAACAACCCGUUUGUUCAACUGUUAUAUAUAUAUAUAUAUACAUAUAUAUAUAUACAUAUAUAUAUACAUAUAUAUAUAUAUAUAUAUAUAUGACAUAUAUUGUGCACAACAACCACAGGCAACAGUGUGAUGGGUCUUCUGUCGGAAGGGUCACCACUUUCUUGGGAAGAAACGAAAAGUUAUGCUGACCACGUUCGGAAACAUGGGGUGAAACAAUUCAUUAAUCAAUAUAGAAAACUUAAGGAUCGUCAAAAAGAUGUUCUAUAUUGGGGAGAUGAGGUGGAGUACAUGUUAAUCCGGUUUGAUCAUGAAAAGGAGGUGGUCCAAUUACUGUUAAAGUCUACAGAGUUACUUUCAUCUCUUCAGAAACAAAAUCUUGAAUCAAAAGCAAAUGCACAGAUCUUGUGGCACCCCGAAUAUGCACAAUACAUGGUGGAAGGAACACCAGGAAGUCCCUUUGGAUGUCUUAUGGCUCACUUAAAUUUAGUUGAGGCAAACAUGAAGCUAAGGCGUGAGAGUAUUGGCAAAUUAUUGAAGACCGGAGAAAGAAUAGCUAGUAUAACUGCUUUCCCCAGGGUUGGUUGCUCUAAUUUCACUUAUCCAUCUUACAAGCCAAAUCCCACACCUUCAGGAUGUUCCAGUUCUCUCUUCUUUCCUGAUGAAGCUAUCCACUCAAGCCAUCCUCGAUUCAAGACCCUUACCAGAAAUGUUAGACUGAGGAGGAAAGAAAAAGUUGCUAUUAAUAUUCCUAUUUUUAAAGAUAAGAAUACCAUGUCUCCAUUCCUGGAAGAUUUAUCCAUAUAUGGAGACAAUGGUGAGUCACAAAAUGCAGCCAAACCAGACCAUAUAUAUAUGGAUGCUAUGGGUUUUGGAAUGGGCUGUUGCUGUUUACAACUUACAUUCCAGGCAUGUAAUAUUGGUGAAGCUCGACUUCUUUAUGACCAUCUGGCACCCAUCUGUCCAAUUAUGAUGGCACUAAGUGCAGCGACUCCAAUCUACCGUGGCUAUUUAGCUGACACAGACUGUCGUUGGAGUGUCAUUGUUCAGUCAGUUGAUGACCGCACCAGAGAAGAACGUGGCUUAGAACCUUUAAAACAUGAUCGCUUUUUGAUCAAUAAAUCUCGCUAUGACUCCAUCGACAGUUACUUGUCCGAAGAAGGUCGUUGCUACAACGAUUUACAGUUGGUGUAUGACAAAGAGAUUUAUGAAGAGCUAAUGGCUGAAGGUAUUGAUGAUUUGCUCUCUCAGCAUAUUGCCCAUCUGUUCAUUCGGGACCCUAUCUCCUUGUUUGAAGAAAAGAUUAACCAGAAUGAUAGUACUGAUACGGACCAUUUUGAGAAUAUCCAAUCAACAAAUUGGCAGUCAUUAAGAUUUAAACCUCCCCCACCAGGUUCCAAUAUUGGUUGGAGAGUUGAAUUCAGACCAAUGGAGAUUCAGUUAUCCGACUUUGAAAACGCAGCCUAUGUUGUAUUUAUUGUUCUCGUUACUCGAGCUAUUUUAACUUUCAAGCUGAACUUAUUAAUUCCUAUAUCAAAGGUUGAUGAAAAUAUGGUAACUGCUCAACAGAACAAUGCUGCACGCUUGGGAAAGUUCUAUUUUAGGAAAGAUAUCCUAACUGUCAACUCACCACCUGAGGCUGCAGAAUGUGUUGGUUGUUGUGAACGGAUUGAUGAAAAAUACACCUUGAUGACAAUAAAUGAAAUCAUUAAUGGAAAAGAGGAUUUCCCUGGUUUAGUUCCUAUGGUCAACAAAUAUUUAGAUUACAUUGAAUGUGAUGUUGAUACCCGGUGCACUGUAUUACAGUAUUUGAAAUUAAUAUCCAAAAGAGCUUCAGGGGAGCUCUUGACAAUGGCCCAGUGGACAAGACAGUUUGUUACCAACCAUGAAGACUACAAAAAUGAUUCAGUGGUCAGUGAUAAAAUCAACUACGAUUUCCUGAUGGAAUGUGACAAAAUUGCCUACGGUGAACAUGACUGUCCACAACUAUUUUUCAAGUAUCAUAGCCGUACACGAGACAACAUCCCUGCUGCUGUUUCUAAAGCUGAAGCUAAUCUAAACCGAAAAAUCUAUGCUAGCUAAAUAAAAGAUCAAUGCUGUUACCCCCCACCCCAACUUGGUUUUAGGUUAAAUUAGAUACUGGAUAAUCAUUUCUUCUUAAUUUCAUUCUUGAUGUAUCUCCCAGUUUUAUUUACAUUUUAAUUAGCUUUUUUUUUAAACAACAAAGAUUUUUUUAGUUUUUGGUGAGAAAAACUGUUUUUCUUUUUCUUCUGUUAAUAGAAUUUAUAUUUUAUUUUUUUAAUUGCCUUUGCUAACUCAAAGGUGUUGCUUCAUGAUUAAGCCUAAACCCCGGCCCUACUAAUAAAACAUUGUUAAUGACAGAUGAAUGGAGAAAGGAUAUUGCAAACAAGUAGAUAACUAAAUGAAGAUUUGUAAUAUUUUUGUCAAGCUUCUUUUCCACCAGUCUCACAGAAAUUAAAUCUAAUAUUAAAUAUGCUGAUUCAACAAAAAGAUAAAUGAAAUCCCGGAAAAUGAAAAAUCAUUUUUUUAUACAACAAUUUCGGCUGAUAUGAGAGUUGUCAGUUUGUGUGAGAAAUGUUGUUAGACUAGCUUCAUGCUAUAAUUUUUAUGCCUGCUAAUUCUAUUAUAAUUCAUUGACUCUCUUCUGAGCAAUGGUGUAAUUAAUGCUCAGUGUGAUAAUAAUCAUAAAGCAUUCAGUCAUAUUCUGUUAUGAACAAUCAUUCUUAAUCUCCAGUUAAAUGUUUAUGAGAAAAACAAAAACAUGAAUAACUGAACUGUUGUUUUAAAAUCUUUUCAGUUGUUGAAAC